CAUCUUUUCACUCUACCGUUUUCCGCGUCGGACAGAACAGCCAACUCAUUCCCCGGCGACUUCUUUUCCACAAGAAAAAGGAGCAUAAAACUCAGUUCGAUAGCACCAGUCCAGUAUCCUUUGACCAGAGUCUCAACGAACCAGAAAAGCACAGUUAUGUCAAUGAGAGAAGAACUCGAGAUACGCCAAAGACGUUGUUCGAGAUGAGUAGGAAGGAAUAGUUCCAUCCCGUAAUGUGUACUGAUGCAUACAGCAGUGUUGCAAUGCAUGAGUACGAGCUCUCCUUCCAUGUCAGUCGAGAAAGCUUGAUGUCGCCAACAUGGGUAAGUGGCAGAAGAUCAUAAGCGGAUGAGAGGGCCAUGACGAUGUGUAGAUUUCAAAGCACAUUUUGAUCUGAAGUCAUGUUUAAAGUCCAGAGGGGUUAGUAGAUAACAGUGCACUAUUGCACGCCAUUUCUCUACAGCUAAAUCUAUCCAUCGAGUUGCUUUCCUACGCCUCACAACUUCUGAAUAUCAUCCCGAGUGCCACUCUCCUUGGCCCCAACAUGGCAACACCAUCAAACAACUCACGAUAGACUCAGUCGUAGCCCCCAUUAACAAUGGCGGCUCCAUCAACACCGGCAGCCACAACCGACGCAACAUCAAGGCAAUUUCUCACCAACGUAGAGGUACCAGACUGGUACACCGACUCCUUCAUUUUCAGCGCCCACCGCCCCGUCACUCAUUCCGUCAAGUUCAGUCAUUUGCUUCACAAUCUCUUCUCUGUACCACACUUUGCUCUGCCACUCGCGUUCUUACCACGAUCUAUGGCUGCAGACGGUCUAUUGGUCAAUAAUUGCCGGUUUAUCGGUUGUCACAGGAUUCAUCUUGGUGAAUCCGUAUCUUCACAGUCACCGAGAUAUCGGAUUUUGAGAACCAUGAGCUUCGUAGUCACUGGUUUCUCGGCCCUUGCUCCAAUAACUCACGCUGCUGUCAUCUUCCCAUAUCACCAACUUGAUAAGCAGGCUGGGUUGAGACACUACUACAUCGAGGAAGGUAUCGUCCUGAUCGGCGUUGUGUUCUACAUCACUCGUUUCCCGGAAAGAUGGAAGCCCGGAAUAUUUGAUUUCUAGGGGGCAUCGCAUCAGAUAUUCCAUAUUUUGAUUGGCCUCUCCGCUGUGGCGGUGCAUUUAUAUGGAAUUAGGAGCGCGUUUAGAUGGAAUUAUGAGAACCCCCAGAUGCCCAGCAGAAACUUCACUGUAGUGAAGAAGGUAACACUAAGUAGUUAAGGUACCUAUAAUCCCAGCAUUUCUCAAACACCA
This is a messenger RNA of Podospora bellae-mahoneyi, 1300 nucleotides long. RefSeq lists its product as uncharacterized. NCBI's taxonomy places the organism in Eukaryota, Fungi, Ascomycota, Sordariomycetes, Sordariales, Podosporaceae. The record is from RefSeq and is a predicted model, not a curated record. Gene Ontology annotation, biological process: intracellular zinc ion homeostasis. Gene Ontology annotation, molecular function: signaling receptor activity. Gene Ontology annotation, cellular component: membrane. The transcript is spliced from 4 exons. The coding region runs from base 599 to 1111 and encodes 170 amino acids.